AUAACGGACCAGCAGGAGCACCGGCAGCCCUUCUUCUCUGCUGACUCAGUGCCUUAGCAAGCAGCAGUCCUCUCAUCUUUGGAAAAGAGCAUCCAGCGCAUCGGCUCUCCUCCUCUCAGCACAGCAGAAAUGGCCAAGACUGCAAUUGCCUACAAGGAAAAGAUGAAGGAGAUUUCCGUCUUCUCGCUCAUCUGCUCCUGUCUGUACCCUGACAUGCGCAAGAACACCCUGGGUGACUUUGAAGACUUGGACAUCAAGCCCAUCAACAAGCGGGCCUCAGGGCAGGCUUUCGAGGUCAUCCUCAAGCCGUCCUCACCAGUGUCCGACGCGACCCACUGCGUCACCAAUCCACCCAAAAGGGACAUUUCCCUGGAGGAAAUCCAGAAGAAGCUGGAGGCAGCCGAGGACCGCAGGAGAUCCCAGGAGGCGCAGGUGCUCCGCAGCCUGGCCGAGAAGCGCGAGCACGAGCGCGACGUGCUAAUGAAGGCCAUGGAGGAGAACAGCAACUUCAGCCGCAUGGCCGAGGAGAAGCUCCAGAUGAAGAUGGAGCAGAUCGAGGAGAACCGGCAGGCCUACCUGAGCGCUCUCAUGGAGCGCCUCCAGGAGAGGGAGAAGCACGCUCAGGAGGUGCGCAGGAACAAGGAAUUGAAAGAGGAGGUGACAGCGUGAGGAGCCCACCAUCAGCAUCACCGCCUCCAUCAUUAUUAUUAUCACUCCACCCCGCCCGAGGUUCUUAGCGGUCACCUCCAACCCCGCCCGUUUCUCCCCCCCUUUGCCAUACUGCCCCCUCUCAUGUUACUGCUCUGAAAGCACCACACAGCAUCAUGGCGGGGGGUGUUUGGGGGUGGAUUUUGAAAACUGCAAAAGAAUCAGUACAGAGGAAAAAAUUAUCAAAUCUCACACGUUAAUCUUCCCAAGCAGAAUGAAUCAGAACGGUUUUGUAAAUACUUCUUUUUUUGUUACGAGACAAGCAGCAAAAGUAUUGAUUGUGUGACAUUUUGUUCUGGACACCACUCUCCUUGCAUUUAAAUGGAUGUGAUUGCAUUCUUUUACGUUGUUUUUGUGGUGCAGUAGCAGGCUUAGGUGUUUGUUGUGAGUUUGCCAGCUAGCUCAUGUUUGCUGUGACUGUUUGCAAGGCCCUACAUCAACCUUUUUGUCCCUUUGCACAUUCGUUCCCUUGCAAAUCAUCAUCAUUGCCAGCCUGAACACUAAAAUCGAUUUUUCUUUUCUCUCCAGCCAAAUAGUGUUCAAGCUUGUGAGUGUCUGGUGGGCAAGAUAGCAUUUAAACAUCCCCUUUUGGCAUCACUAGCACCCUAAUAGAAGCCAGCUCCAGGUCAUGUGUUAACACAGGUACGGACAAACAGAACUUACCAAAUGAACCAUUCAGGGUAGUCAGCGGUGAUUUAGCCAACGCGUCACCGGUUUUGCAUGUUAGCCAUCAGCAUGUCAUCCCCCUGGCUAUAAUGAAGCAUCUUUUCAACACAGUAAUUUGCACUCGGUUGCUUCCUAGUGUACUUUAGCGAGCUACGUUGUCAACUUCAGUCAUUAAAGUAAUCCGCGCUUGUACACUCGCUGCUUCCACUUCUUCCUGUUUACAUUCUCCCGCCGAACAAUUGGAGAGGCGAGUGUUGUCACGUGGCUUCUAGUGACGCAUUCAAGUACGUUCGUGUACAGGCGCAAAACGCGCAGCAAUUUACAAACAAAUCGACUAAUUCUGAGCUGAGCAACUUUAAGUAAUUUAUCAAUGGUUUCCCUCGAUGCUCGCCGUAAGAUUGGCAGGCUUUUCAGCCAAUCGUAGCACAUUUUUUGGCGCUGCAUGCAAAAUGAAUUGGGUUAUGGCAUAAAGCUAGGCCUCAUCCCUUUGUACAGUCACGCAUAGCACACAAAAAUAAAAUGGCUGAGAAAACACAUAGUAACUCAUUUUUCACAGGGAUUACAGCACACUUGGAGGUCGAUAUCUAUCAAGGGGGCUUGCAAGAACCAAGGGGGGUGUUGAAACCGGAGGUUGGACCCCAAUGGUUAGCGACACGUUGUUGCACAGUAGUGUGUAGAACAGUACGCAGUUUAGGAAAAAGGCUGCAGAUGUGUGUGCCGUGUGAUGACGAUAUUAAUGCACUGACAUUUGACCAGUUUGUCCCAGAUGACCCCAAACCAACCCUUUCUCUCUCUUUCUCUAUUCAUUCGUGUGUUAACCCUCUCUCCACAUACUGUAUAUCUUUGUGAGCAAGCAGUGGUUAAUAAAGAUUUGGGGUUCAAUUACAAA
Messenger RNA from Nerophis ophidion (straightnose pipefish), 2263 nucleotides. RefSeq names its product stathmin 2b (gene stmn2b). Gene Ontology annotation, cellular component: growth cone; neuron projection; cytoplasm. The record is from RefSeq and is a predicted model, not a curated record. Gene Ontology annotation, biological process: microtubule depolymerization; regulation of microtubule polymerization or depolymerization; neuron projection development. Bases 130 to 669 code for a protein of 179 amino acids. The transcript is spliced from 5 exons. Gene Ontology annotation, molecular function: tubulin binding. NCBI's taxonomy places the organism in Eukaryota, Metazoa, Chordata, Actinopteri, Syngnathiformes, Syngnathidae.